CGCUUUCAUUUUUUCAAAGCAAAGAAAACAAAAUCCAACCCCACUUGUUUUUUCUUCAUUCAAAAGAAGAAGGUGACACCACGCGCCAUCACCACCCCCUCCCCCUAUCUUUGUCCUUUCUACUUCCCGCUGCUAAAAUCUAAAACGCUAUCAAACGCCGUGCGCCACCGCCAUCCGCCUCAACUACACACAUUCCAUUGAAACUCUCAAGAUUCCUUCAUCACCUUCUUCUUCUUCUUAAAGUUGAUGAUGGAGAUGGAGAUGGAGAGAGGAAUUGAUCCUGAUGCGCCACUUGAUUAUGUUGAACUUAAGAUUUUUCCAAGCCAGAACAGGUAUGAGGCAUGCGUAUCUAGUAGCAACAGGACAGAAAAAGUAGCAGCCGGAACCUUGGAACAGUUGUUGUUGCAUUCGUCUCGAGUAAAGGAUUUAUCCUGCACAGGCUCAAACACAAAUUUCAAAGUUUUACCACCUGACAAUGCUGAUGAUGCUGAGUGGUUUACAACAGCCACAUUCACAAGAUUUCUAUACAUAGUUGGUUCACCAGAAAUCCUUAGUAUUGGUAAUGAAAUUGCUCAACUAGAGGAGACCAGAAAGUUCCAACUUUCGUUGUCUGUGAAGGCUGAAGUUGAUAUUACAUCAUCAAUUGAUUCAAAGAAUGAACUACUGAGAGCAGUUGAAUUAAGGCUCACAGCAUUGAAGGACGAAAUUGCUGCUGCCUUCGACCAGGCUACUGGUGCCAGAUGCUCAACUAAGGACCUCUCUGACUUGGAAAAUUUUGCUCAUCAUUUUGGAGCCAAAAAAAUAAGGGAUUCAUUACAGAAGUUCGUAGAAACAAGUCACUUCCCAUCAGUUGAAUACUCUAGGAAUGGCAGCUCCAAUAAGACUGAAAAAAGUGCUCCUGCACUUCGGCCUUCACAGUUGGAUCCACCUAUAAAAUAUGGUGUCUCCCCAGCAAAAGUUGCGCAAGUUGAACGACAAGGCUCAACAGACGAUGAAAAUUCUUCUUUUUCAAGUGAGAAUGACCAACCAUCUGUUGAGAGAAGUCGUGCCUCUACAAGGUCUGCAACUCCUAGGAGGUCAGCAUCUCCUAUGCGUCGAAUACAAAUUGGACGAUCAGGUUCCCGCAGGGCCACUGCACUAACUAUUAAGAGCCUCAACUAUUUUCCAGCUAGAGAAAAGGUGGUGUUCCAGAGAGAUGCAGUUGGCAACAGUAGUGACGAGGAAGACCCAGAGAAACCGCCCAAGAACAACGUAUUAAGAAUGAGCGUGCAAGAUAAAAUCAGUCUUUUUGAAAGCAAACAGAGAGACCAAACUGUGGAUGUUCCGAAGACAAAGACAUUAUUAAAUACAACCGUUGGUGCAAACAAAGCUGUACUGAGAAGAUGGAGUUCAGGAAUGGGUGAAGGUGCUACCCGGGUCCUUCCUGAUGCUAAUACCAAGACUUCUCCAAUCAGCCCAGAAAAUGUAGCACCAGAAGCAGAGUCAGAAAGUUGUACCGUUACAAGUCAGGUUUCUGCUGAGACUGCAGAAAACAUCACACCACACUCACCUGAAAGAGGAGCACCUGAGCCAUCCAGUGUGAAGGUGGAGACUCUUGAACCUGAAAGAGAAGAAAUCUGUGAAAAGCAUCCUGCCUCCGUCGUACGGAGUCAACAGAAGGAAGCAGAACCGAACCAGCUGUUCAUGGAAAUGAUGGAUAAUAAGCCGGUUAGACAGAGAAACCCGACCACUGAUAUUAACAAGAGUAAGAAAUCUCCGAAGGAGCAACGAGGUGGAUUUUAUGAUCACUAUAAGCAAAAGAGGGAUGAAAAGCUCCGAGGAGAAGUUGCUGGAAAAAGAGCUGAGAAAGAAGCCCAAUUUAAAGUGAUGCAGCGAUUCCUUGAUGAGAGAAAAGCUGAGAUGGCUUCCACCAAUGUGAUUGAUGUUAAUAGCAGGCACACUACUGCAAAUAAGCCCCAGAAAACUCAGAAAAACUCAACCGCAUUGACGAACUCUAGAAAGGAAGCCACAAAACCUUCUGUUUUGAAGAAAGCUACUUCUAAAACAUCUGCUUUACCUGCUACACGCAAGUCAUGGUCAUCAACACCGUCACCAAGAGCUACAGGGGCAUCACCUGCUAGAACUCCGACUGGCCCCACUUCUGCCAGUACCACACCAACAAGUCGAAAACCUCAGUCUGCAUCAUCAGCUGUUCGUUCCAGCACAAAAAGUGAGAAGUCGCAACCACGAGCAACAACUCCAAAAGCAACGCCACCAGAUGCUAACAGGAGUCAUAAAACUGUGAGUGAGAAGGAGCAGCCAACAGUGACUAAAAGCACAAAGACAAUUAAGGCAGAAGUUCGCACUACUGAAGUCGAUAAUGCUACUGCUGCUAAACCCAGCUUUUACAACAAAGUUACUAAGAAACGUAGUGUGGUUCCGUUAGAAACAAAGCCUUUUCUUCGUAAGGGCUCUGGGAUCGGACCUGGUGUUGGUCCAGUUGUUAUCAAGACAAAGUUUGUGGCUCAGCCUGAGGAAACUCUUGGAAGCUCUGGAAUUCUGAUCCAAGCUGAGGACAAUGAGGUAGUCAUGACUACUGAUAUAAAUGCAGAUCCGGAGGAAUGUGAAGCACCAGAAAUGAGUAUCAAUCUAGAUUCGGAAUCCCAGGUGCUUAGCCCCACCAAGUGUGAGGAAUCAGUGAGCUCUAAUCAAGUCAAUAUUAGUGGCGGCGAUGGGUUUAAAAGGAUAGAGUUUCCAAAAGUUAACUCUGGGACUGAAGAGGAAUUGAUAAUUUCUCCAACGGCAUGGGUGGAAGUAGUACAGCAUCAUCAGGAAGAGAUUAUUCCAUGCAAGGAAAGCCCAGUACAGAUUGUGUCUCCCAAAGUUGUUGCACCAGCUAGAAUUUCAAGUCCACGGGUUCGCUACUCUUUAUCUCAAAUGCUUCUAGAGGAAAACAGUGAAGCUGAUAUUGGUGAGUGGGGAAAUGCUGAGCACCCUCCUGCCUUGGUCUACCAAAAAGAUUCACCCAAAGGAUUGAAGCGGCUCUUGAAGUUUGCUCGAAAAGCUAAAGCUGAUUCCCAUCUGACGGGUUGGUCUAGCCCAUCAGCAUUUUCAGAAGGAGAUGAUGAUGCUGAAGAAUCUAAAGGUCAAACAAAUAUUAGUAGAUUUACUGCCCAAAAUGUCUCUUCUUCUGUGAAUACAACAAAAGCAACAAGGUCAUUCUUCUCUCUUUCAACGUUUAGGGGCAGCAAGACGAACGGGAGCAAGGUUCCUUAACAAACAGUAAGCAGAGGGCUGAGUUGUAAAAUAUACAUUAUAUGACAUGCCCAUACUAUAUAUAUAUAGAGAGAGAGCCAGGUGAAGUUAAGCUCUCUUUCAUCUUUUUCAUUUUUUUGUUGCAUUCAGUUGGUUAUUACUUCCAUUGAUUGUGGUGUGUGUUAUUUCAGCACAACACAAGAUGCUGCUUCUGGGAUUUGGUGUAAAUUAUGGUCAUAUUUGUUUCUACAAGAAUCCU
Messenger RNA from Cynara cardunculus var. scolymus (artichoke), 3493 nucleotides. RefSeq names its product histone H3.v1-like. The coding region runs from base 247 to 3255 and encodes 1002 amino acids. Lineage: Eukaryota; Viridiplantae; Streptophyta; Magnoliopsida; Asterales; Asteraceae. The transcript has 9 exons. The record is from RefSeq and is a predicted model, not a curated record.